GAGCAAAUAUAUCUUAUUCUAUACUUUAAAAAGAAUUAUGUAUCAUAGAUUUGCUUCGAUACUAUGAAAUAACAUGAUUUGAAGUAGUUAAAAUUUAUCAACUAAAUGAUAUAUGAUACCAACAAAGUAUAAUAUGAGAUUAGCUAACAAAAUAAAUCAUAUGUAUCAUGAUAUAGAAAAUGAAAUACCAAAUAAAAGUCAAGAUUUUAGUAAACAAGCUAGCUCGAGCUCGACUCGGCUCAUUUGCAGCCCUACGUACAAGACACGGGUCUGGUCUUGAUUUGGUACGUGUGUUCUUCUUUAUCAAUCAUUGAACUAAAGACCUAACUUUUAUGUAUAUCACGUACAAAUUAAUUGGUCCCAAAAAUGGCAUGCACAUAUAUGAAGUGUACAGUACUUUUGUGGUAUUUACUAGUUUGUGUAAGAAAGUGGUUAAAUAUCAUACAUGGACCUGUAUAAGAUCCAGCAUAACCUUCUCCUAACAAUUCGAGUUAUUGGGACCAACUGGUUUAUGACAUGGUAUCAGAGCUGGUUUGUCCUUGAGGUCACGUGUUCGAGUCCGCACGACCCCCAAUAUUAACCGUUGUCUUUCAAGCACAUGGUAUGGCGGGUCUGUGCAAACUUCAAGCCCAUGAGUCGGCUUUCGAUUUAGGGGGCGUGUAAGGAAGUGGUUAAGUGAGCUUAAAAAGAUUUUAGCUCUUUCACUUAGAUUCUGACUCCACUAGUGAAAUUAAUUAUACUCUUUUCUUUUAUUUUUGUUUAUAACAAAAAAUUCAUUUCUAUUGUUCCAAGUGCCGAACACAACAAACCAAAGUUAUAAUUUGUAUAAAGAAAAUAAGAAUAUGAGCCUAGCUAUGUUUGGAACUUUGGAUAAAUGCCAUUAGAAAGGGGAUGAGGAUAUGGUGCAAAGAUAUAAAAUGUGAAUCUGGGUUGGGCCCAGGUCCAGCCCGUAAAUUGAGUCCAGAAAUCCCAGGCUUCCCAAAUCCAGCCGGCCUGCUUGCUUUACCACCCAAGCAAACGCCUGCCCUCCGCCGUGCCGUUUCCUCUUUCCGAUUCAUCCACAACAAACACCAAAUCGCCUUCUUCCUUCUCGUUCUCAAGCUCUGGGUUCCUUCGUACUGCUUUGGAGGUGCAUAAAUGUCUCUAUUCCAGUCUUGACUCUUGAGUUCAAUUCUUUUUGGUAGCCGAAAAUAAUCAGCAGGCGGCAUAUGAAGAAAGAGACCGUACCAACACCGCCGGAGCCACCAACGACGAGAACGAGCUUGGAGGAAGAAGGAUAUGUGUUUGCGGAAUCAGUAGAAGUUUUCCGAAUUCAACCCUUCGAUCAAUUCUUCCUUCAAAGCACGAACUUUCGCUGCUGCUGCUGCUGAGCCCCAGCCUGCUUUGAGAUAAAAGAGUUGUGAGUUGAUAUAAAGAAGAUGUCCGUCAAGCUUAACCUAUCUCCUUUCAAGCUCGACAUUGAUGAGCUCAUCAACGAGUUUGUGGAGCAUCAAUCGACAAGCUUUCCGGACUGGAAGAAAAUAUGGCGUUUGAGGAAAUUUUCAUACAUCUACGAGGCUGCUCCUACUACACAUUUGGGUUACUUCAUGCAGUCAUUAUAUGCCCAUACAAUUGGGCAUAUGAAUGACAGCGCCUCCUUUCCAAGAAAACUAGGAGGCUUGUAUUGCUUAUACUGUCUAUACGAGACUCAACCAUUUAAGCCUCCUUUCAAGAUCUAUCUCUCCCUUGGGGAACUAAAAAAUUUGAAGAACCUCGUCGCUGAAGCCAAAGGGAACACUGUCAAAGCAGCGCCCGCUUUGAUGCAAAGAAUGCUGGAAAAGGAUGUGUUCCUAUUUGGGUUUUUGGAUUUAGAAGAAGCUGCUAAAACAGUAGAAAAACUCGCGGAGCAGGAUAAUGAGAUAGUGAAGUGUGCUGCUAAGAAGUUAUUUAAGGAUACCAGGAUGGAGCACUUCCUCCACUUAGACAUGGGAAGGGAACUGGGUCUAGAGGAAUUGAAGAAAUUAUCCACAGAAUAUGCAGAGUCGAAGCAGCGUGCAAUUGAAGAAGCCCGGAAGGUGGUAAACAUGCAAGACGUGGAGCAUCUUGCAAAUGCCAAGGAGCUGGUUGGUGACAAAGUGGAGAAGGCGGUAGAGAGCUGGGAUGCCCAGAAGGAUGAGUUCUACCAUAAAACAGGAGUAAGACCCACUCAGGAACAGGCUCAACAAGAAGAUGAUUCUGACAAUAGUGAUGCUGAAUAUACUCACGAGCUUGAGCGAGAAUUGCAGCUGUUUGACGAAAAUAUGGAUGAGCAGCAAUGACAGUAAUCAACAGGACUACAGGAGUGAGACCCACUCAGGAACAGGCUCAACAAGAAGAUGAUCAUGACGAUAAUGAUAUUGAAUAUACUUGCGAGCUUGAGUGGGAAGGUGUUCGACGAAGAUUUGGAGGAGAAAUGAAGCAAUGGCGGAACA
Messenger RNA from Linum trigynum, 2450 nucleotides. Lineage: Eukaryota; Viridiplantae; Streptophyta; Magnoliopsida; Malpighiales; Linaceae. The record is from the annotation of a GenBank genome assembly.